Messenger RNA from Stomoxys calcitrans (stable fly), 1325 nucleotides. It is a transcript of the gene Pex2, whose product is annotated as peroxisome biogenesis factor 2. Gene Ontology annotation, cellular component: peroxisomal membrane. Gene Ontology annotation, molecular function: zinc ion binding. The record is from RefSeq and is a predicted model, not a curated record. The transcript has 4 exons. Gene Ontology annotation, biological process: protein import into peroxisome matrix. The coding region runs from base 133 to 1017 and encodes 294 amino acids. NCBI's taxonomy places the organism in Eukaryota, Metazoa, Arthropoda, Insecta, Diptera, Muscidae.
GUUGUUGUUUCCUCAGUAGGGAAUUGACCAUUGAACUUUUGAAUUAAUUAUACGCAGCCAAUCCAAGAACAAAAUUGCUAAUACAAGAACUAAAUUAAAUGUUACAGUAGUAAAUCAAACAGCCACAGGUUAAUGAAACAUUCCAAAAUGGAAACAAAAAAUCAAUACGUACCUAGAGUCAAUCAAAUUGAUGCCAUUAGCUUGAAUAAAGAUAUUACAAGACUGAUAAGGGAUACCCUUCUAGAGAACUUACAAGCCAUAUCGCCCGUAUUGUUUUUCAAAAUACAACCUGAGCUAGAUUUACUCAUACAAUCAGCCAUUUGGUUUGGUUCUGUGGGCAAACGCUGUUCAACUUUUGGCCAACAACUAUUGGUAUUGGCCUACGACUCGGAACGCUUGACUUUAUCCAGAUUAGUACUACACUUUUGUCUUACCGUUUUACCCAGCUACAUAAAAAAGAUCGAAGAAAGACGUUUAACUCGUCGAGUCGAAUGGCUAUCCAAGGCAAUCGAAUAUGGAGAGAAUGCAGCUCUUGUUUUAUCCGUUUUGAAUUUCUUUCGAUUUUUGAAAACGGGUAGAAAGCCAACUCUGAUUGACUUCUUACUGGGUUUGGACUACAUAAGCUUGCGCCACAAUCAACGCAGAGAUAUUGGCUACAAAUAUUUAACACGUGAAUUGUUAUGGGGUGGAUUUAUGGAAAUGUUGGGUUUGGUUCUGCCAAUUAUUAAUUUCCGUAAAAUACAGCGUGUGGCCCGCAAUCUCCUAAGUUCUCGAAAAUCAAUUUCAAGCGAAGAGGCAGAUAAUGAGGCUCUGACUCCCACAGCCAAAGGGAAACCAAAACUAACGCCAACAACUACCUGCGUAUUUUGUGGCGAACGACCCACAUUGCCUCACUAUAUGGGUUGCGAGCAUAUUUAUUGCUAUUAUUGUUUAUCAGCAAAUAUCAGCACAGAUUCGAAUUUCUGUUGCACGGUUUGUGAUAGCCCUGUUGCAGCGGGAGGUAUAGAACCACUGUAGAAUAAGUUGAAUAUAGAAAUAUUAGUAUAAGAUUUGCAAUUUAGAAAACACAGAACAGGGCAUCAGAGCUUUACAGAGUUAAAUUGAGUGAAAAUUACAUUUAAAAAAACAAAAUGUAGACCUAGAAUUAUUAACUUAGAAUAGCAACGAUUUUUAAAGAUUUGUAUUAAGAGAAAUAGUUUCUAUGGCAAAUUUUACCACAACAUCAAAAAGUAUAUAAAAGUGUUUUACAAACGAAAAAAUUUUUGACAAUGUACCGGGAUCUAUGAAGGAUUAAAACUGGCCAGGGAUAGCUCCCCUCCGCAAAU